Messenger RNA from Sclerotinia sclerotiorum 1980 UF-70, 837 nucleotides. RefSeq lists its product as hypothetical. The coding region runs from base 1 to 837 and encodes 278 amino acids. Gene Ontology annotation, biological process: regulation of signal transduction. The record is from RefSeq and is a predicted model, not a curated record. The transcript has 2 exons. Gene Ontology annotation, molecular function: protein phosphatase inhibitor activity. NCBI's taxonomy places the organism in Eukaryota, Fungi, Ascomycota, Leotiomycetes, Helotiales, Sclerotiniaceae.
AUGACUACCACCAUGUCUUCUUCAGAAGCUCCAGUUCUUCAUAAUCCUCCAAGUCCUACUGCUAAACGCCCAAAAGGCAUUCUCAAAAACUCCUUCCACCGAUCUCCUCCCUCCCAAGCCCCCAUCACCACAAGCGCACCCCCCAUCACCUCCCCAAAACACGUCGGCAUUCCCCUCUCCACCUCCCCAACCGGCAUCUCCGACAAAGACGUCACACUACAAAACACACUUCAAAACGCCGGACCACGAAGAUCCUCAUCAAGCAGCCAUCCAAUCCGACGACAAUCAUCCGGAUCCGCCCAUCACGAUGACAAUAACAACAUGCGCCUCCAAUGGGACGAAGCCAAUCUCUACUUAACCGAACAGGAAAAAAGCAGCACGAUGAAGAUCAACGAGCCAAAGACUCCAUACGCGAAACAUUAUGAUCCAGCUGAGGAUGAAGAGGAGAUUCGCACGAUUGAUGCGGGGGAAAUAGUAGUGGAUGAAUUAGAUAGGGUGAAAGCGGGACAGAUGAGAAGUCCCCGAUCGAAUCGAGCACGGGAUGAGGAAAUUCCUGGAUUGAGUUUGGGAGAGCCGGAAGAGGCGGUUCCGGAUAGGGAGGUGGUGAUGGGAGAGUCCGAGGAGAAGAAGGUGCAUGUUGCGGGGGAGGGGAGGGAUGUAGAUGCGGAUGGGGAUGAUGGGGAGGGGAUUGGGGGGAUGACACCUGAGGAGAGGGAGAAACAUGAGAGGUUUGAGGAGUUGAGGAGGAAACAUUAUGAUAUGGCUAAUGUGGCGGGACUUUUGGGUCAUCCGGAGGAGAUUGAUGUUGAUGAGGAUGAGGAGAUGAAUGGGAGAUAG